Molecule: messenger RNA, 2616 nt
Organism: Hypoxylon fragiforme
Lineage: Eukaryota; Fungi; Ascomycota; Sordariomycetes; Xylariales; Hypoxylaceae
Product: protein serine/threonine phosphatase 2C
Exons: 3
Coding region: 361-2178 (605 amino acids)
Biological process (GO): protein dephosphorylation
Molecular function (GO): protein serine/threonine phosphatase activity
Source: RefSeq, a predicted model, not a curated record
GGAUGUGACUUCUUGUGAUUUGCACCCCACCUACUGCACUACAUAAGUUCGCCGCUACACUACCUAGUACCUUCACAGGAUAGGUACAUACUCAGUACAUAACACCUACCGAAAACAGAAAUUGAGCACGAUUCAAAUCAAACAACGAUAAUCCAUGAUCCUUGGCAGCUUACCUAACUCACCACAACUCGGAUUCCAAUUCUCGGUACAAAACAGUUCCACUCUCUCUUCAACCAGUCAAAGUUCCAAGGUUAUUUUGACGAUUUCAAUUCUUGGGGCUUUAAGCGACGACGAUUGUACCUAGCCAAAUUAAUUUUCUUGUCUUUCGUUCUCUCGUCGACCGCCACCAGUUCUUCCCAAAUGCGUCGCGUACCUGUCAGAGCUUUUCGGACGACCUUUCAAUGUACUGUUCGAGGCCUCGCUCGUACUAGUCGUCCGCGGCGCAGUGUCUUUCCCCACCACUACAACGCCAGCCUGAGCAUCCGAUCUGCCUCGUCUUCAACCUCCGCUUCUUCCUCUUCCACACGCCCCAAUUAUGCAGUAAACGAACCCCUGCGAUCAUCAAUGUACAUCCGUCGAGUCUCCGUCGCUUUAGUAUCUAGCCUAGUUGGCUACGGCGCCUGGUACACAUACAAGGGAGGAAAUACUUUGGAACAGGUCGGCGCUAAAUCAUACACGACCACUCCGACCCAGUUCGCCAACAAUCCUGCACAGACCCGAAACGUACUCGUUGUGGGAGCGGAUGAACUUCAUACCGGCACAUUCGUGGGCGAAGGCCCAAUAGCCAAGAACGUAGACGGUAGCGGAAGAAACGUGCUCGAGAUGCUCACCCCCGAGCAAGCAACCGAGAAAUUACGCCACAACGAAACUUCCUUCCUAGUCAACCGCGGACAAGGAGUUCUACGAUACGAUGUAGUGCAAGUUGCGAGCAAUAACCCGAUCGAGGACGACCAUGCCGAGAAGGUCGUAGAAGUAGUCUCACCAGGCGACGAAAAGGAUAUCGAAAAGCCUACCAACGACUGGAUGUUCUGGGGUGUUUUCGAUGGACAUGCCGGCUGGACAACGUCGGCGAAGCUUCGACAAACCUUGAUUAACUUUGUGGCUCGAGAACUAAACACUACUUACAAGGCAGCCGGAGUUUUGGGAACUGUACCGUCAGCGGAGGCCAUUGAUAGCGCCAUCAAACUCGGAUUCACCCGCCUAGACCACGAAAUCGUCUACGAGAGUGUAGAAAAGGUUCUGAAAGCCAACUCGAAGCGCGUUGCCGCCGAGCUCCUAGGCCCCGCUUUGUCUGGCUCCUGUGCCCUAUUGUCGUUUUAUGACAGCAGCACUAAACUGCUUCGCGUCGCUUGCACGGGUGAUUCUAGAGCUGUUCUGGGCCGACGUAGUUCGUCGGGAAAAUGGACGGCAACUGCCCUGUCCGAAGACCAAACGGGAAACAACCCUAAUGAAGUCGCCCGAAUGCGUAAGGCCCAUCCAGGGGAGGACCGUGUGAUUCACAAUGGUCGAGUCCUCGGUGGCCUAGAGCCGACUCGAGCCUUUGGUGAUGCUAGCUAUAAAUGGACUAAGGAAGUCUCUGAGCGCCUCCGUGCAUCAUUCUUCGGCCGAAGCGCUUCGCCACACCUCAAAACCCCCCCUUACGUGACAGCUGAGCCUGUCGUCACUACGACCAAGAUCCAACCCGAAUAUGGAGACUUCUUGGUUAUGGCUACUGAUGGCCUCUGGGAGAUGUUGACGAAUGACGAAGUAGUUGGACUGGUUGGCAAAUGGAUCGAGACACAAACUGCAGACCAAUCUCAGUCGCAAUUUGGUGCUAUGUGGUCCAAAGUCUUCGGCUCUAACAAAGAACUCCCCGUCGAAGCUGGCAAGGACGCUGGACCUGAUGGCCAGAAGACCCCGAUUCGAUUACGACAAUGGGGAAUCUCACCUGACGAGAAGGAACGAUUUGUCGUGAAGGACAACAAUGUUGCCACUCAUCUCAUCCGAAAUGCUCUUGGUGGAAAGAAUGAGGAGCAAGUAUGUGCCUUGCUCACAUUAGUCUCGCCAUUUUCAAGACGAUACAGAGAUGAUUUGACGGUACAGGUCAUCUUCUUCGGCAACGGUCCGAAGAAUGGGACUAUUCUCGUCAACGAGGAAGCUUCAAGUCCACCCGAAUCGUCCAUGAAAGCAAGAUUAUAGUCUCUAUUCCCCCCCUUUACGAUGAAGCCUGAUUAUGAUAGACUAGCACAGUGGAAGCAAAGGAUAGAAUAUUUCUUCCAUACGUAAAAGCCUGGCAGGUUUAGGGUUGUGGAAUAAAUGGAUCAUGCGGCAUGGCGUUUUAUGGAUUACCAACAUUCACAGGAAGAUUCAUAUGGAUUAAGGGGAGAAACGAGCAUUGGAAGGUUGGGAAGCCUAUCUUAGGCACCUACUUCAAUUGUAAAUAUAGGGCCCUCACGUCAAUAAUACUCGCGUUAUAGUAGAGUUUAAUUCCAAGUGCAUACUUUCAAAGUAUUACUUUGUACCUACUUAUGGAGUAUGCGCUUAAGAAAGUGAUGGAACCUCGGGCUAAUAAAUAGCGAUAGAUCCACAGUUCAUCAUAGCUAGUUACCCUAAAUACAACGCUAAUAGUUAUCCGCA